Molecule: messenger RNA, 1524 nt
Organism: Asparagus officinalis (garden asparagus)
Lineage: Eukaryota; Viridiplantae; Streptophyta; Magnoliopsida; Asparagales; Asparagaceae
Exons: 1
Coding region: 1-1524 (507 amino acids)
Molecular function (GO): catalytic activity
Source: RefSeq, a predicted model, not a curated record
AUGAAUCUCUCUUUUUGGAAUAUUAGAGGACUAAAUAAGUCUUCUAAGCAGCAUCUUGUCAAGCUUCAUAUGCAACAGAAUUCUAUAUCUUUUAUGGCUCUUUUUGAAAUUAAAAUCAAGACAAAUAAGCUACCUAUUGUAACUAGGAAAAUUGCAAACACCUGGAAGUGGUAUUCAAAUGAUCUUAACUCUAGCAAAGCUAGAAUUCUUCUUCUUUGGGAUCCUAAUAGUCUGGAAGUUCAAAUUGACAGUCAAUCAUCUCAGCAUAUCACUUGUGUGGUCAGAUCUUUUGAUGGCAGAAUUGAUUGUUUUAUAACUUCAGUAUAUGGUCAUAAUCAUUUGGAAAAUAGAAGAGACCUUUGGCAGGAGCUAAAACAAGUCAGUUUAUCUGCUGGAAAUAAGCCUUGGAUUCUAUGUGGUGACUAUAAUACUAUUACUGGUAGUGAUGAUAAACUGGGUGGUGCAGUAGUAACUGAGGCUGAAACCAUGGAUUUCAGGAAUUUCAUUGAUGAUUGCCACCUAUCUCACAUGAAAACAGAUGGUUGUCAUUUUACUUGGAAUAACAGACAAGAAGCAAACUCAAGAGUUUGGAGUAGGUUGGAUCGAGCCUUGGUAAAUGAUGCUUGGCUAAAUUUCUAUAAUUCCAGUCAUGUGGAAUUUUUACAACCUAAUUGCUCUGAUCAUUCUCCAGCUUUGGUUUCAGUUCAUGAUGAUUGUGUUCAAGGUAAAAAGCCUUUUAAAUUUUUCAAGAUGUGGAUUAAGCAUGAAGAUUACAUUCCCACUGUCUCUUCUAUCUGGAAAACUCCUAUUACUGGCUGUAAGAUGUUCUCUGUUGCUAGCAAAAUGAAACUUUUGAAGGUAGCUCUGAAGGACCUCAACAGGAGAAAUUUUCAUAAUAUAAGUGAACAAGUAAAUAGGGCAAAGAUAAAUCUGGACAAUAUUCAAAGCAAUCUACAAGCUGAUCCUCUCAAUUCAGUACUCAUUGCUCGGGAAAAAGAAUGCAUAGUUACCUAUAACAGAUUGUUGGAGUGUGAAUUAUCUUUCUAUCAGCAAAAAUCAAGGAUACAAUGGAUAGUGCAGGGUGACAGAUGUACAAAUUACUUUCACUCUUCAAUCAAGGCUAAGAGGCAUCUUAAUAGAAUUAAUCUUCUGUAUAAUGGUGCAGGUGAUAGAAUUACUGAUGGUGAGGGAAUCAUUCAAGAAUUUAUCUCCUUUUAUAAGAAUCUUAUGGGAUCAAAAACUGUUACCCCAAAGCCUGACUGUAAUGUCAUUAGCAAAGGGAUCUGUUUAAAUGAAGCUCAAGCAAUUGCACUCUCCUCUGCUGUGACUAGGGAGGAAAUCAAAACAGCUGUUUUUUCCAUGGAUGAUAAUAAAGCUCCAGGUCCUGAUGGAUUUAAUAUGUCCUUUUACAAGUCUGCAUGGAGUAUUAUAGGAGAUGAAGUUUCACAGGCAAUUCUUGAUUUUUUUCAGAACUGGGAAACUGCUUGGUAUGAUAAACUCAACUUCCAUAUCUCUAAUUCCUAA